Messenger RNA from Fusarium musae, 861 nucleotides. RefSeq lists its product as uncharacterized. Gene Ontology annotation, molecular function: iron ion binding; heme binding; oxidoreductase activity, acting on paired donors, with incorporation or reduction of molecular oxygen. The record is from RefSeq and is a predicted model, not a curated record. Lineage: Eukaryota; Fungi; Ascomycota; Sordariomycetes; Hypocreales; Nectriaceae. The transcript has 3 exons. The coding region runs from base 1 to 861 and encodes 286 amino acids.
AUGGUCGAGAGAAUCACAGCUGAUAGGCUUGAGACUGUGGAGGUAGUAGAGUGGGCUUCGAGAAUAACUCUGGACCUGAUCGGUGUAGCUGGUCUAGGUCGGGACUUUGGAGCCAUACAAGAUGCGAAGAGCGAGAUGGUGGAGACAUAUAAUAUCGUGUUUCAACCAUCAGCUCAAGCACGUAUGCUGCACCUUAUCGAAAGUCUGGUUCCAGCUUGGGUUCUUACAGCUUUACCUAUUAAGUUUAACUCAGACAUGAGCCAGGCAGCCCGAUCAAUACGCGAGACGUGUAGAGAUAUAAUCUCUUCGAAGCAGAAGAAGUUGAAGGAGAAGAAAUUAGAUGAUAUGGAUAUCAUCUCUGCGGCAAUACGGACUGGGACGUUCACCGAGGAUGGACUCAUUGAUCAAGCCAUGACGUUGCUUGCGGCUGGACAUGACACCACAGGAGCAGCGUUUACAUGGGGCAUCUACCUCCUCGCCAAACACCCGGAAGUCCAAGACCGACUGCGCCACGAAAUCCGCCAAUGUCUCCCUCCCCUAACCCAAGCGAAAGAAUCCCCCAUAUCAAGCGUCAACAUCGACUCAAUGCCCUAUCUCCAAGCUGUCUGCAGCGAAAUCCUCCGCUUCUACGCCCCCGUCCCGCAAACUCUCCGCGAAGCAGCCUACAACACAACCAUCCUCGAUCAAUCCAUCCCCAAAGGCACACGCAUCGUCAUAGCACCAUGGGCUACAAACCGCAGCUCUAAACUGUGGGGUAACGAUGCACAUUUAUUCAGGCCAGAUCGAUGGUUGGGUGAGAGUGCGCAUGGAGGUGCGGAGAGGUCCGAGGGCGUGUAUUGGACAGGGGUUUGCGAGGGCUGA